UCCUAUUAAUAUUACAUUUUCUUUAAUUCAUCUUACUAUUUUAAGAGAAAGACAAAAAUUUGAAGUUGAAAUUAGUGAAAAAUGGGAUGAAAAAUGGGAGAUGGAUUUACAUCAAAAAGUUGAUAUAUACAUUAAAUUCUUUGUUGAAAUUUAUCCGAAAUGGCAAGAAUGGCGUAAACAACAAAUUAUCAUAAAAACAGGAAUAAACGAACAAAAAAAAGCAUUUGGAGAAGUCAUUGAUACGAUUACGAAAAGAUCAGUUUCUUACAUGCCUGUAGAAACCCCAUAUCCAAAUAAAUCAUUUUUCGUUAAUGUAUGUGAUAGAACAAAGCGUAGAUUAUUUAAUGAAUCGAAUGCAGAAUUCAUGAAAAUUUACAUGUACACAUUUACAUUAAAUAAAUUUAAAGUAGGAUAUCAUGAAUAUCCUACAAUCGCUAAUCCUUCUUCCGUUGGUACUUUAUGGCUUGGAGUUUAUGGAAGAGAUACAUUUCCAGAUGGAACUCAUAUAUCAGAUGAUGCUGAAGUAAAAUAUGAACUUAGUACUGAUAAACCUGAUAUGAUAACAGGUAUAAAUAUUUAUGAAUAUAAUAUUAUAGACGCCCUUAAAUUUUUUUAUAACAAUCGUUCUGGUACUCUCGUGGGAAAUUCUAAAGGUGGUCAUUUAACCACAAUUCGUGGAUUAAAGAAUCAAUACAAUUACGUUAUUGCUGUAGAUUUAUAUUUUAAUUAUCGAAUUCUUUGUGCUAUUGAAUUUCAUUUUUCAAAUGGUGAAUCUACUGGUAUAUUAGGAAAUAGAAUUAAAGCUGAUUCUAAAAAAGUUAGUUGUGGUCCAAUUGGUAAAAAUAAUGAUUUUAAAUUAAUUGGAGUUUCAAUGGCAAGUGGUAAAGCUGAUCCCCCUGAAUGUUCUGAAGGUGUUGCUUAUAUUUCUUUAUGUUUUCAACAUGUUCGCAUUGCCGAACAAAUCGAAUGAAUGUUUUAGUUUUUAUAAUACGUAUUUAUAUAUAUUAAACAACAUAA
Rhizophagus irregularis DAOM 181602=DAOM 197198 is the source of this 1017-nucleotide messenger RNA. RefSeq lists its product as uncharacterized. The record is from RefSeq and is a predicted model, not a curated record. Lineage: Eukaryota; Fungi; Glomeromycota; Glomeromycetes; Glomerales; Glomeraceae. Gene Ontology annotation, molecular function: toxin activity.